Tribolium castaneum (red flour beetle) is the source of this 2728-nucleotide messenger RNA. RefSeq names its product farnesol dehydrogenase-like. The transcript is spliced from 5 exons. The coding region runs from base 2066 to 2458 and encodes 130 amino acids. The record is from RefSeq and is a predicted model, not a curated record. Lineage: Eukaryota; Metazoa; Arthropoda; Insecta; Coleoptera; Tenebrionidae.
ACAACACAAAAUACAGUUUACAAAGUAUACGUUCAUAGUUUGUGUUUAAAAAUCAAAUGAUAAAUCUAAGUCGGUAUGAAAUUAACAUUUGAGUUUUUUUACAGUCAGACGCGGAUUGAUACGUGAAUAACCCUGUAUAUGGGAUGCAAAAAUACAGGGAACCAGAAAUUUACCAGCUUUCACCCAACUUCUCCGUUUAAAAUUUAAAAAAUAUUUUCGAUUUUUUUCAAAAACUUUCUAACAAAAUAAAAUAAAUGUUGGCACAAAUUCCGGCUCUUAAACCGGAAAAUAUCGCACAAGCCGUAGUGUACGUGCUAGGGACGGAGCCCAACGUCCAGGUGAGCGAGUUAACGAUUCGUCCAGUGGGAGAUCAGUUCUAAAUAAAUCGCAACACUAAAAUUUGUUUUUUUUAUUCUCUAAUCACUGUGAAAAAAGUUGUAGGUGCAAUAAUUGAUCAGCAAACGUAUAAUAAAAUAACUUCCAUUAAUUUUGUGUUUUUUUCUUACCCGAUUUUCACAUCUGACUCACAGGACCAAAAAAAUUAUUAAUACAGGGUUAUUCACAUAAAACUCUGAUCAAGUAGAAACAACACAAAAUACAGUUUACAAAGUAAAUGUUCAAACUUUGUGUUUAAAAAUCAAAUCAUAAAUCUAAGUCGGUAUGAAAUUGUCAUUUGAGUUUUUUUACAGUCAGACGUGGAUUGAUACGUGAAUAACCCUGUAUAUCGGAUGCAAAAAUACAGGGAACCAGAAAUUUACCAGCUUUAACCCAACUUCUCCGUUUAAAAUUUAAAAAAAAAAUUCGAUUUUUUUCAAAAACUUUUUAACAAAAUAAUCGCUGUUUUUUUUGUUUUGCAUCGUAGUGAUUACUGACCUUGGCCAUUCGAGUUGAUUUAAAAAAAUCGUCUAUUCCAGUUUCAAUUUACUUAAAAAAACAUGUGUUUUGAAGUUAAAAAAUGCAAAUAAUUGUAUAACAUCCAAACAUACAGGGUCUAUAAUAAAAACGCGACAGUUCGAAUUGAAUUAAUUAAAAAAACGUUCGACAAGAGAAGUUUCGCUUAAAAAAAUGCAUUUUUUCAGAGUUUAAAAAAAUUUAUUAAUACAGGGUUAUUCACAUAAAACUCUGAUCAAGUAAAAACAACACAAAAUACAGUUUACAAAGUAUACGUUCAAAUUUUGUGUUUAAAAAUCAAAUCAUAAAUCUAAGUCGGUAUGAAAUUGUCAUUUGAGUUUUUUUACAGUUAGACGCGGAUUGAUACGUGAAUAACCCUGUAUAUAGGAUGCAAAAAUACAGGGAACCAGAAAUUUACCAGCUUUAACCCAACUUCUCGGUUUAAAAUUUUAAAAAAAAUUUCGAUUUUUUUCAAAAACUUUUUAACAAAAUAAUCGCUGUUUUUUUUUUGUUUUGCUUCGUAGUGAUUACUGACCUUGACCAUUCGAGUUGAUUUAAAAAAAUCGUCUAUUCUAGUUUCAAUUUACUUAAAAAACAUGUGUUUUAAAUUUAAAAAAUGUACAACAUCUAGGCAUACAGGGUGUAUCACAAAAACGCGACAGUUUGAACUGAAUUAAUUCAGUAACCGAGUCGUCUUGUCACGCUCCAGACUUGUUGAACUUUUCUGGUCGAAAAAUGGAACGUUGGGAGGGUAAAGUGGCAAUAGUGACAGGUGCCAGUAUUGGUACAGGACCCACUUUAAUGAAAGCUUUGGCCGAGAAAGGGAUGAAGGUGAAAAAAACAAGCAAACUCGCAUUAAUUCAUAAUUUUUAUUUAUUGAUCAGUUAUUAAGUUUUAUCAAUACCACCCUGACUUUGCCUGAUAGGUAGUAGGCUUGGCGCGUCUCACGCACCGCAUCCAGGACCUCGGCUCCACUCUCACCAACGCAUGCGGUCAAAUCCUGGCGUUAAAAUGCGACAUAACAAAGGACGAAGACGUUGUCAAAACUUUCAAUUAUAUUUUAGAAAAGUUGGGGCCAGUUCAAGUCCUAAUCAACAAUGCUAGCUUAAGCCGGUCCACAACUCUCAUAGAUGGCGCCGCGAAAGAAUGGCGGCGCGUUUUUGACGUCAACGUCAUGGCACUCUGUAUUUGCACCCGUGAAGCUGUCAAAAUCAUGCGAAGGUGUAAUGUCGCAGGUCACGUGAUCCAUAUGAACUCAAUCGCCGGCCAUAUUGUCCCCAAUAUGGCCGAGCCAAGUCUCAAUGUCUACCCGGCCUCGAAGUUUGCCGUUACGGCCCUGACCGAAAGUCUACGACAGGAGUUACGAACCACUCGAAGCUUGGUUAAAGUCACAAGUAUAAGUCCGGGCCUGGUUAGAGACUUGGAAGAUGAAAACGAUUCGAAAAAUUUCGAUAUUCCGGCCCUUAAACCGGAAGAUAUCGCCGAUGCGAUUCUCUACGUUUUGGCGACAGGGCCACAUGUUCAAGUGCAUGAGUUGACCAUUCACCCCCUUGGUGAACUGUUUUAAACAACAUUGAUUUGUUAAUCAAUUUGUUAAUUUUUUUUUGCGCCAACUUAACAUUUUUUUAUUUUUUGAUUUAUUUUUGGAAAAAAAAUUCUUUUUUUUUUAAUAAUUUUUUUUUGAAAAACCAAGACAAUGCAACGAAUGUCCACUUCUUGCUGAUCACAAAUGUAUUUUUGUUUUCAAAAUUCGAUAACGGGAGAGUUAUCAAAAUGCGAAUUUUGAAAAAUAUUUUGCUAUUGCACUUCUAUAUCUUUUACGAAUGUUUAAUGAACU